This is a messenger RNA of Lindgomyces ingoldianus, 1430 nucleotides long. Its product is annotated as HIRA-interacting protein 5. The transcript is spliced from 4 exons. Gene Ontology annotation, cellular component: mitochondrion. Gene Ontology annotation, molecular function: iron-sulfur cluster binding; iron ion binding. Gene Ontology annotation, biological process: iron-sulfur cluster assembly. NCBI's taxonomy places the organism in Eukaryota, Fungi, Ascomycota, Dothideomycetes, Pleosporales, Lindgomycetaceae. The coding region runs from base 80 to 1018 and encodes 312 amino acids. The record is from RefSeq and is a predicted model, not a curated record.
CUUCAUGCUUCAGCGUAGACCUUGCCAUUCCUAUGCACUUCUUUUUGCUUCAUGAUUUACUGGACUGAAUCCCUACUCCAUGGCGUCGAUGAUUCUGCCGCGAUCUGUCCCACGCAGCCUGUCGAGAGCCGCUCCCUCUGUCCGUUCACAAGUUUCCAAGGCUGCCACGAGAUGCAUGCAUCAGAACUCCCCGAUCACAGCUUCUCCUCUUCGACGUCGGCCAAAUACGCAGCAAUGGAGUCUUAGACUGCCAGCCCCGGUGGUUUCCCUAGGGCGUCGGACCAUGUUCAUUCAGACUGAGUCAACGCCAAAUCCUGAUGCCCUCAAAUUCAAUCCGAACCAGCGAGUUAUGCCAGAAUCAAUAUCGUCCCCAUUCCUCGAAUAUCUCACACCUCGGUCAACCUUGGCCCCGCCUCAUCCUUCCCCGCUCGCGGCGAAACUCUUGAACAUCGAUGGAGUCACAUCUGUAUUCUUUGGCACAGACUACAUUACCGUCACGAAAGACAGCGCCACGCCAUGGGCACAUGUUAAACCGGAAGUCUUUGCCAUCAUAAACGAGUUUAUGCUCUCUGGGCAGACCAUCGUUAACACUGUAGAGGAUACGGCUGGAGAGAGCGGCCAGGAAGGAACCGAAAUGGAUAGCUUGGCGUACGACGAGAACGACAGUGAAGUGGUUGGCAUGAUCAAAGAGCUGUUGGACACGAGAAUUCGUCCAGCAAUCCAAGAAGAUGGCGGUGACAUUGAGUUCCGAGGGUUCCACGAAGGGCAAGUUCUGCUCAAGUUACGCGGGGCAUGUCGGACAUGUGACUCGAGUACGGUAACACUCAAAAAUGGCAUCGAGAGUAUGCUUAUGCAUUAUAUCGAGGAAGUUCAGGGCGUUCAGCAGGUUAUGGACCAAGAGGAAGAAAUCGCCAUUAAGGAGUUCGCCAAGUUCGAAGAGAAACUGAGGCAACAAAAAGGUCCCAAUGCCGCUCCUUCAACAGUCGGCAAAGGCAGCUUAGACACUGUGGAGGGAUAGCUCAGGGCACUCUAUAAAAUAAAGGCUUUCUCUUUCAACAUACGAUCGCGAUGUUUGGUGUUGGGUGCUGGUGCUAUCCACGCUAGCGGCACAACCGAACUUUCCAACAUCUUGCUCUCCAUCUACCACCAAUUUUUCACCACUCCUCUCAAGUGGGCCUCUUGACACCUCGUCCCGUUGAUUCAUACAUCAAGCAAACCAACAUCCAUGAAAACACAUGCAUUAUACCGUGUGGGUGUAAAUCGGAUAACAAGGAUGUUACGUGGGCCAGUAAUUCACUUUUUCUCAAUAUUUCCUGAAUACUAUGGGUUAACAGACUAUUGGAUUACUACCCCUCCGAAGGACGAGGAAAACCCACUCCUAGUUUGAUCUGUGAUAACAGCAGCUAGCUAUACUGGAUAAUUGUUUAAGA